Molecule: messenger RNA, 2863 nt
Organism: Cyprinus carpio (common carp)
Lineage: Eukaryota; Metazoa; Chordata; Actinopteri; Cypriniformes; Cyprinidae
Product: prickle planar cell polarity protein 3-like
Exons: 10
Coding region: 632-2770 (712 amino acids)
Molecular function (GO): zinc ion binding
Source: RefSeq, a predicted model, not a curated record
UACACAGUAAAGGUUAGUAAGUUACACUAAAAUCGUGUUAACAUGCAUAUAGUUUACAUCUUGUGACAAAUUAGUAUUUUAAUGUUUAUGAAAUAUAAAUAAAUGUUUAUUUUUCUAAAGAAGAGGUGGGACAAAUGGAAACUGAGCUGUCCAUUGAGCUGAGUCCAUUAAAGACAGAAUAUUCUUUUAAGAUGAAAGAGGCAAAUACAUCCUCAUUAUCACAUGAGCUGCCUGUUACAGAUGAGAACAUGUUUGAAAAAUGAAAUUGGAAACAUGUUGUCGGUGAGGGAGGAGGCAGAGGGGAGGGAUUGUGAAGGAAGCCACCUAUUGUUUGGGUCCAGUGUUGGCUUCAGCGGCCUGAGGGGGGAGAAUCAGAGAAGCAGAGAGGACUGUCAUUUGACUCGGCUCAAGCAGAUGACGUUUUGUUCACUACGAGGUCACUGAAGAAUGGGGAACUUGCUUAAAACACCUUAAGUUUGAACAAUUCGACAUCUUACUGCUCUUAAAAAGCCAGAUGAAAAUGGAUUUUGCUGUGUCAUGGACUACACUGUGAUCAAGGAAGAUCUGUGUGCACUGUAAGUGUGUGCGGGAGGAGCAUGUGGUGCGCUCUGUGCCCGGACAGCUGGAGAGGAUGAUGAUGAAGCUGGUGUCAGACUUCCAGAGGCACUCCAUAUCCGACGACGACUCGGGCUGCGCCUCGGAAGAAUAUGCCUGGGUGCCGCCCGGGAUCAAGCCUGAACAGGUGUAUCAGUACUACAGCUGUAUUCCAGAGGACAAGGUUCCAUACGUCAACAGUCCAGGAGAACGAUAUCGAAUUAAACAGCUUCUACACCAGCUGCCAGCUCAUGACAGUGAGCCUCAGUACUGUAACUCUCUGGAUGAAGAAGAGAAGAAAGAGCUGAGGAUAUUUAGCCAGCAGAGGAAAAGAGAGAAUCUGGGCCGCGGCAUCGUACGACUUUUUCCAGUCACCAUGACCGGAGCCAUCUGUCAACAGUGUGGCAGGCAGAUCUGCGGCGGUGACAUAGCGGUGUUUGCGUCACGAGCGGGUCACGGCUCCUGCUGGCAUCCUCAGUGCUUCCAGUGCGCUUCCUGUAACGAGCUGCUGGUGGAUCUCAUUUACUUCUACCAGGACGGACACAUCUACUGUGGCCGGCACCACGCCGAGCGCAUCAAACCCCGCUGCCAGGCCUGCGACGAGAUCAUCUUUGCGGACGAGUGUACGGAGGCGGAGGGCCGGCACUGGCACAUGAAGCACUUCUGCUGUUUCGAGUGUGAGGCGGCGCUGGGCGGCCAGCGCUACAUCAUGAGAGAGAGCCGGCCGUACUGCUGCCACUGCUACGAGUCUCUGUACGCCGAAUACUGCGACACCUGCGGAGAACAUAUCGGUAUAGACCAGGGUCAGAUGACGUACGAGGGCCAGCACUGGCAUGCGUCUGAGGCGUGUUUCUGCUGCGCCUGCUGUCGGCUCCCUCUGCUGGGCAGAGCCUUCCUGCCUCGCGGCGGACUCAUCUUCUGCUCCCGCUCCUGCUCGCUCGGGGAAGACCCAGACAACUCCGACUCCUGCGAUUCUGCACUGCAGAGCAAACCAGUGUCACACAAGACCAUUCAAAACCAGCAGCGCACUUCCACACCUCGGCCACAGGAGGGAGCCAGCGUCAGAGCAGCCAGCACAACAACAGCCAACGGGGGUCAUGUUACACUGGACAGCAAAGCUACAUGUGUUCUCACGUCUUUCCAUCCUAUACCCAAAGGCCAGCCUCCACCGUAUGAACAAAUACAAACACAACACACACACCUCUGUCCAGCAGCCAAUGACAGGACAGCAUUCGUUUGCAAGGACCAAUCAGGCGUCAGCACACAGCAAGUGGCUCACCGGCCAGACAGUCUGGAGUUUAUGGUGGAGCUGAACGGAUAUGCAGAAUUUGGCCCUUUUCCGCCGAGCUGCAUGUCUAGAGGGACUUCCACUGCAAAGGAUUGUGGGAACGUCAGUUGUACAGGAAUUUCCUCUCAACUGGAGUCUUCAGAUGCGUUUGAUGAUCUAAAUGACUCCGACUCCUUCCCGCCUCCUCCGCCCCCUGUUUUCUUCGAUCCGUCUGAUUCCCCGUCCGCUGUCACUGAAGCCGAGGACGCCCCUGCAGCACCGGUCCGAGGCAGCACCGCCAGGGUCAGCUUCAGAGAGCCAAUCAGCAGCAGCUAUUCAGUGGAAGAGGAAGAGUGGGAGGAAGAGGAACGGGUGGAGACGCAGAGAAGAGAGGGAGAGGAUGAGGAGCAGGAGGAAGAUGGAGAGGAAGUUGAAGGAAGUUUGGGACACAGGUUGCGCUUCUGCAUUGAAGUACCAUCUCAAAUGGACCUGCUGGAUGGGUCGUACCACCGCAGUUCCCGCCGGGGAAGCGGUGGCCACCACCCCACGGAGAAGCGGCUCAGACGCUCCCGAGGUUCACGAAGCGACAGACCUCAUCUGGAAACCCUGGAAUGCAGGGUAGGAGACCGCAGGCGGUCCAACAGCGUCCUGGACAGCAGCCUUACCCUGCACUCCACCCGCUCACGGCACGAAGACUCCUGCUCCACCUGCUCCUCUUCCUCAGACUCCGAGGAGGAAGGCUUCUUUCUGGGCCAGCGCAUUCCUCUGCCGCCACAGCUGACGGGUGGAGAGAGAGCAGCAGAAGGACAGACAGAGGACGAGGACAAGAGCCGAAGAGGAAGCUUCAGGAGAAGAAGGACACAGAGUCUCAGCAGAAAAGACAAGGACAAGAACUGCAUACUGUCCUGAGACCAAGACUCUCUGAACCAGCAAGCUGCUCAGUCCAGAUCAAAGUUGAUCAGUGACAUUUUGUAUGAUAAAAAUAGAACCUCUCUUACAUUC